AUGGCGGACCGUAAGUAUCGGGUGAUCCGCCCUCCGGCGGGCAUGGAGAUGGCCGAGUAUCCGGAGCUUCAUCUGGGCAAGUCGGGGAACGAGGUCCGCUGCGCGCUGGUGGAAGACGCGUUCAGAUUUCUCCGGGUUUGGGGGCUGGACGAGUCGCGCGGGCGAUGCAAGUGGGCGCUGAAGCAUCGCGUCGACCUUCGGCAAGCGCUGGCACGUGGGAUGUGCCGUCGGGAAGAAACCGACGAGCGUUGGAUCCUGGAAAAUGUCAACGACGGCGGCGGCGGCUCCGACGGAGAAGAAGAAGGCGACGAUCAGGCACCGGCCAAAUCUGAUUAUAUGAGUUUCCUCGGGUUCCAUCCUUUUGAGGAUGUCGUCUUCUUGUGCGAUACUUUGACGAGGGGGUUGGCCUAUCAUUUGAAGCGCUCGAGGCUUGAGUACAUGGGCAUCCUGCGUCCAAGGCACUACGGCCAUAUCGCUGGCUCGGUUGCAGGUGUAAAUGCAUCUUUUCCCUACACGCCCUGUGGGAUGGGGGAACUGUCGUAA
Triticum turgidum subsp. durum (durum wheat) is the source of this 543-nucleotide messenger RNA. Lineage: Eukaryota; Viridiplantae; Streptophyta; Magnoliopsida; Poales; Poaceae. The record is from the annotation of a GenBank genome assembly.